GACGUUCAUUGUCAGCUCAAUUCGGUCUUUACGUUCAUUCAACAUGUUGUUAUCCGCUUCCUUGAUCGCCGGAGUCCUUUCUUUGGCCGCGAAGGUCACGGCCGAUGCCAAUGUCGGUACCCUUGGGUUUGCGGUGGGUGCUACGAACCCCGACGGAACGUGCAAGUCUACCGAUGACUACGUCAACGAUUUUAAUGUUCUCAAGGACUACACUUCCCUCAUCCGCACGUACUCCAUGUCCGACUGCUACACUCUCGCCAACAUCCUCCCCGCCCUCGAGUCAACCGGUAUGACCGCCAUUCUCGGUAUCUGGGCCGGACCCGGCUCGACCUACGAAACUUCCUUCCAGUAUGAGUUGGGUAACCUCACGACCUACGCCACUCAGUACUCCUCCGCAUUCACCUCCAACGUUGUCGGAAUCACCGUUGGAUCCGAGGUUCUUUACAGGGGUGAUUUGACCCCUGAUGAGCUCGUGAGCAGGAUCAAGGAGGUCAAGACGACUGCGUCGGGGGUUGGGUAUUCGGGCAUGGUCGGAACCGCUGAUUCCUGGAACAUGUGGACCAACUCCUCCAACAACGCCGUUAUCGAGGCAGUCGAUCUCAUCCUCACCAACGCCUUCCCAUACUGGCAAUCCAUCGGAAUCGACUCCGCCGGUUCCUCCUUCUUCAACUCCAUCUCCUCCGCUCUCGCCUCGAUCCAAUCCGUCAACGCCAACGCGAAAUUCUACGUCGGAGAGACGGGAUGGCCGACAGAAGGCACCACUCUCGGUUCCGCGGUCCCUAGUGUUGAUAAUGCGCAGCAGUUCUGGAAGGAGGGGGUUUGUGCGAUGAGGGAGUGGGGUGUCGACGUUUUCGUGUUCGAGGCGUUCGAUGAGCCGGAUAAGGCUAGUGCUACGAGUGAUGGGGGGGUUUCGAGUGAUGUUGAGAGUCAUUGGGGAGUGUUUACUUCGGAUUUCAGCAAGAAGUUCUCUUUGGACUGUUAG
Saitoella complicata NRRL Y-17804 is the source of this 982-nucleotide messenger RNA. Its product is annotated as glycoside hydrolase. The transcript has 2 exons. The coding region runs from base 44 to 982 and encodes 312 amino acids. Gene Ontology annotation, molecular function: glucan endo-1,3-beta-D-glucosidase activity; 1,3-beta-glucanosyltransferase activity. NCBI's taxonomy places the organism in Eukaryota, Fungi, Ascomycota, Saitoellomycetes, Saitoellales, Saitoellaceae. The record is from RefSeq and is a predicted model, not a curated record. Gene Ontology annotation, biological process: cell wall organization; carbohydrate metabolic process. Gene Ontology annotation, cellular component: extracellular region; cell surface; fungal-type cell wall.